AUGAGUAGGAAGAGGAACGAGAGUAUUGAUGAUGCGCUGAAUCAGUACGAAAAAGCAAGAGAGGGGAAGCUUGACAUGAUGGAGCUGGAAAGCGCCAAAGUGCAGGCAGACGGGUAUGCUGAUGUUGAUGACGAAGACAUAGCCGAUAUCAAAAAAAGGAAGAAAACGACGAAAGAAAUUGACGAAGAAGAAGGUGACCAACGGGUGCAAACGAAAUUGGUCAUUGAAGAGGUGUUGAAACCACAGGCUUCAACGACAUUGGUGAAAGAAGAAGCCGUUGAACACAAAGUUGAAAAAAUCGUCAAAUUGGUCGACCCGAAAUCUGGAAAGGAAGUGAAGCCGAAAGUGAUAGUGGGGACAAAAGUGAAUAAGGUGAACAAGGAGUUCUACUACUUUGAUAUCAUGCCUGUGCCCGAAUCAGUGGGGUCCUUGUUUCUUGUUGGGAAAGUGCUUGAGGGGAGUGUCUACAAGUCGGCGUGCCUGAUCAUUAAAGGAAUCCCAAAAAUUUUGUUCUUUGAGCCAAAACCUGACAACAAGGCGGAGGACGUCGUCGGUGAGAUCAACGACAUCAUCACGAAACAAAAGAAGAUGAGAAACGCGAAAAUGAAAAUUGAGACAAAGGAGAUGAUCAUCAAUCCGGAGGAUAACGGAGAAGACAAAGAAAAAAUGAUGAAAAAGAUCAUCCGUGGAGUCAGCGUCGAAUUUGUCAACCGAAAUGAGAGCGUUGCGGAGAGAGGAAAAACGUAUAAAGCGAUUCAUCAGAAAACAUUGACGUCGGAGGAGAUUUUGUUGUCGUUGUAUAGCAUCAAAGGACCGUCGUGGAUUUCUAUUAAAAAUGCGGAGGAAGUGGGAAACGAGUUGUUGAAAAAGAGUUGGGCGUGCAAGGAGUACAUUUUGAACUUGGAGGACAAGACCUGCGAGUUGAAAACACUCGAACAGAAGGCGUUUGAUCCGCCAAUGAAUGUGUGUAGUUUGAGCGCCGUUUCUGUGCUGGCGACAAGCGCAAAACAGCCGCAAAUGGUGUCGAUCGAUAUCAUUAAAAACGUCAACAUCACACAACCGAUGAAAACAUGGAAAGAGGAGAUCCAGACGUUUUACAUCAGUCAGAAGAACGCGAAGUGUGCGGGGAAGUUCUUUUUGACGUCUGAGGAGGUGGUGAAGCAGAUUGGCGACAUCUUUCAGAUCUACGACAUUGACAUAGUCAUUUCUCACGAUUUCAUCACUCAUGUGCUUCCAUUUUUCGAUGUGAUCAAUCGCUCAAGUAAAAUUGUUGAAUUUUCAACGUUGGGGAGACUGAAACGAACGAAGACUGGCGUCAACUUUUCUAAGAAAGAUUUGAAGGAGAAAAACUUUAGCGGAAGGAAUUUCAUGUCGGGGAGAUUACUAGUCGACACGUACGUCUUGUCUAAAGAAUAUUUGAGAGGAGAAAAAGUCAAUGACCUUGAUGUGUUAGUUUCGAACUAUUUGAAGAAGGAGAGAAAGGAAACCGUCGAUUUGACCCUUUCAAGUGCCGAACUGUUUGAUUUUAUGAACACUCCUGAGGGACUUGAACAUAUGAGAAAAUACCAAGAGGAGAACGUGAAGUUCCAGAUGGAGUUGGCGAAUAAAAUGAAUGUCAUUGCAAUGACAAAAGUCCUCACGAAUUUGGCGGGGAACAUUUGGUCACAUACGCUGAACGGACAGCGGGCGGAACGCGUUGAGUAUUUGUUACUUCACGAAUUUAUGAAGAGGAGAAGUGAGUUUGUGAUACCGGACAAGCGGUAUUUGGAAGGACAACAACACAAGAAAUACGCUGGUGGGUUGGUUUUGGAACCCGUCAAACAGUUCUACAACGACCCGGUGUUGCUGAUUGAUUUCAAGAGUUUGUACCCGUCGAUUAUCAUGGAAUUUGCCGUGUGUUUUACAAAUAACACCAUCGGUGAUAAGAGCGGGAAAUGUGUUCUUCCAGAAAUCAUCUCGAAGUUGGUGAAGAAGAGAAGAGCGCUCGUUGCGGAGAUGGAAAAAUUGGGGAGUAACGAGGAGAAUAAAAAGGCGCAGAUGAAUACCGAGCAAUUGUCUGUGAAGGUCAUGACCAAUUCCAUUUAUGGAUGUUUGGGGUUUAAGGGCGGACGAUUCUACUGCCAGAAAAUAGCCGAGUGGAUUACAAAGAAAGGAAGGCAGAUUUUGACUGCGACAUACGAACAAGUGCAAGAAUCGGGGUACAGUGUUGUGUAUGGAGAUACCGACUCGUUGAUGGUUAAACCCGAGACAAGAAGUUUGAAAGAAACGUACAAAGUUGGCGAAGAGCUCUGCAAGUUGAUCAACAACAAAUACACAUCACUUGAAAUUGAAAUUGAUGCGGUGUUCUCCAAGCUGUUGUUGUUGAAAAAGAAGAGAUACGCUGCGAUAAUGGUGAACGAGAACGGCGAGACGAAACGAGAGUUGAAAGGACUUGAUGUUGUGAGAAGAGAAUGGUGUUUAUUUAGUAAGGAAAUUGGGAACUAUUGUAUCAACCUCAUACUCAAGGACGAAGGAAAAGAAAAGACUCUGCACGACCUUGAGAAUUACUUCAAGAAGAUUGCAAGCGACUUGCGAGGGGGAAAGGUGGACAUUGCAAAACUUGUCAUUGUGAAGGGGCUCAGUAAAGAUCCCAAAGAAUACGCACAGAAGACAAUUGAACACGUUUCUGCAGCGCUGAAGUCGACAAAGGAGUACAAGGCGGGAGACCAAGUCAAGUUUGUGAUUCGACAAAACCUCGAGAAUGAGAAUGUUGGAGUUGUCGAGCGAGCUUUGCCACUUGACCAAAUUGAAAAGUUUGAACAUUUCCAAAUCGACUAUGAGUACUACCUCGAGAACCAGAUUUUUGCGCCCGUUUCGAGAAUUUUUGAGGUGUUCAGUGGAAUGAACAAUAAAAUUCGAGAGUGGAUUGGGUUGAGGCAGAUUCAAAGUUUAUUAGUAAAAGCAAGCGGCGAGAGAGGCGGAGGGGUCGAGUUGGAGUGUUUGAAAUGCAAAGAGAAGUUUCUAUGGGAAGGAUAUAAAGAAAAGGAUAUGAAAUGCCACUGCGAGAAGUGUAAGAAUGUUUUUGAGUCGACGGAGUUGGUGGUCAUUUGUAAAGCCGCGAUGGAUGCGGUGUUCAGUGAGUAUCUUGACCAGACUGUGAAAUGCACUGAAUGUGGAAAAAUUGUUAAAAAGAGUGAAAUGAACGGAGAGGGGUUUGAGUGUUGUGGAGAGUUUUAUGAAUUUGCGAAAAACAAGACGGAUGUCAUGAAAAUUCUGACAGAUUUUUAUGUCGUCACGUCGUAUAAACUUAACGGAAUGAAGGAAGACUCGGAUAUUGCGGCAGUACACCGAACUGUCGAGACAAUGCUUGACAAACCUUUUUUGCAAAGGGGAUAUAACUGA
Molecule: messenger RNA, 3381 nt
Organism: Entamoeba invadens IP1
Lineage: Eukaryota; Evosea; Mastigamoebida; Endamoebidae
Product: DNA polymerase, putative
Exons: 1
Coding region: 1-3381 (1126 amino acids)
Biological process (GO): mitotic DNA replication initiation; leading strand elongation; lagging strand elongation
Cellular component (GO): alpha DNA polymerase:primase complex
Molecular function (GO): chromatin binding; single-stranded DNA binding; pyrimidine nucleotide binding
Source: RefSeq, a predicted model, not a curated record